ACUUUACGCACCAGCAGCAACAGAGACGCGGCCACGGUGACCGUGACCAUAGUUUUGCCCACAUCCCCGUUCAUCUGACCCGGUCACUCAAAGCUCUAGCAGAAUGAUGCUGCAGCACUCGGGUCCCUCGCUGGCUGACAUCAGCUGCUCCGCCCUGGUGCCCUGCCUGUCCCCGCCGGGCACGCUCACCCUGGACGACUUCACCAACUUCACGCCCAUCGUGAAAGAGGAGCUGCGGCUGGCCAUCCAGACCAAGCGGCUGUCCAACGGGCUCAGCGUGGACAUGAGCUCCGACGGAGCCAGCUCCAGCUCGGACCGUGCCUCCGAGCAGCCCGCCUGCGGGUCGGGCGUCAGGAGAGAGCCGACAUUUGAGGAGCACGAGAGGAGGAAGAGGAGGAGAGAGAGGAACAAAAUUGCUGCCGCAAAGUGUCGCAACAAGAAGAAGGAGAAGACAGAGUCUUUGCAGAAGGAGUCAGAGAAGCUGGAGAGCGUCAACGCUGACCUGAAGGCUCAGAUCGAGGAGCUGAAGCAGCAGAAGCAGCAGCUAGUCUACAUGCUCAACCUGCACCGGCCCACCUGCAUCGUCCGCGCCCAGAACGGCCAAACGCCCGAGGACGAGAGGAACCUCUUUAUCCAGCACAUCAAGGAGAGCACCUUACAACUCCACCACCUCACCUCCUCUGCCACCACCGACUCCUCCUCUUCGUCCACAUCCACCUCCACGGUAGCACCUCUAGACGGCGGGCUUCUGACCCUCGAUCACAUUCAGUGUCCCAGUCACCUAUGAGCCACCGGGUGUUUUUGCCACUUUUCUAAGACUUGCGAUGCUUCCACCUGCUGCCUCCGACGUAGCACAGACUGUUCGAGAUGCAGGUGGAGCCGCCACAUAGACUUAUGACAUGGGAAUGACGAUGACAUAUAACAAACGCCACCUUCGGAUGACUCCUUGGUCUCACUCUGCAUCCACAAAGCUGCUAGAGAGAGUGGCAUAAAGUGACCUCAGCGCCUCCCACUCCCUGAAACCCUAGCUGCUGACUGGACAGGAAAUGACAUGCAAUGGACAGAACCUUGACAUGCAUUACGUAUUUCUUUCUUCCUUUUAAUUUUCUUUUUAAACAGCAUUGCAAACAGUCAGGGCCAAGGACUGAUGCUAAAGCACUAAAAAUCAAGACAAAAACAAACUGCUUUUUUUUU
Messenger RNA from Xiphias gladius (swordfish), 1194 nucleotides. RefSeq names its product activating transcription factor 3 (gene atf3). Lineage: Eukaryota; Metazoa; Chordata; Actinopteri; Istiophoriformes; Xiphiidae. Gene Ontology annotation, molecular function: RNA polymerase II cis-regulatory region sequence-specific DNA binding; DNA-binding transcription factor activity, RNA polymerase II-specific. The transcript is spliced from 4 exons. Gene Ontology annotation, biological process: regulation of transcription by RNA polymerase II. The coding region runs from base 104 to 787 and encodes 227 amino acids. The record is from RefSeq and is a predicted model, not a curated record. Gene Ontology annotation, cellular component: nucleus.